Messenger RNA from Botrytis sinoallii, 1987 nucleotides. RefSeq lists its product as uncharacterized. NCBI's taxonomy places the organism in Eukaryota, Fungi, Ascomycota, Leotiomycetes, Helotiales, Sclerotiniaceae. Gene Ontology annotation, biological process: arachidonate metabolic process. The transcript is spliced from 5 exons. Gene Ontology annotation, cellular component: membrane. Bases 947 to 1987 code for a protein of 346 amino acids. The record is from RefSeq and is a predicted model, not a curated record.
GGAAGAAAGGAGACAUCUUCACAACAAUAUACGAUGCUCUUGCCAAAGACCUGCUAGAGGCUCUGCAAGGCAGAUUGCAAAUAUACACCUGAUCACAUACACACGAUUACAUGGCGCCCAUUCCUAGUGUCAGCUUUGCAUCAGGAUUUCUUGGAAUUCUACUAUUAUUGUAGCACACAUUGAUCCGAGCCAUUCAUCUAAUAUGGAAAUCUGCCUUCCAAGGCAGAUUGCUUCGAGAAGCCAGCAGUUUCCCUCGUAAAUCACCCAUUUGUGCUACCAUAUGCAGGCCAUUCAACGCUAGUCUACAUUACGAUUUCAGCCAAUAGUCAUACGAAAAUUUUCAAGAAUUCAGCCCCCCUCGUACUUGUUUCAUCAAUCUCACGUCAAGGUUGACUUUCAUAACACCCCGUGUCAUUUCCUAUUCUCUCACACACGCCGUUGCUAGAAGUUCAUUGUCAAGAAUCGAUGAUUGGUGAGAAUUAGCUACAAUAUUCGACGUAAAAUGCGCAGCAGAUAUCUGUCUUGAACUAGAUUUGAGGCCCGAUCCAUCAACAAGGCUGGCGGAGAUAUCAAUGUUCAUCCCACCACAACAUUUUCUUGUGCGCCCGUUGUUACGAUCGCAAUAUAGAAACCCACAAUCCGUGCCUCAAUGUCCAAAUUGCUACUUUGGGUCACAGCGGUCGCAGCUUGAGAAGAUUUGCCACAAAUGAUGACAACCUUCGCACAUGAAAUUGUCGAGUUCGAAGGCAUGAUUUACUCAGCCACUACAUUCUGCUUCGCUUUGGGGGUAAUUUCCUAAUUGAAGCAGAGCCUCAUACAAUUCGUUCUCGGGCUCCAACAUAUUAAUUUGAGAAAUGCCCAAGGGGUUCUCAAAGACAAAAGUAAUGUUUCAAGACUUCGACGACUAUCAAUCAGCGAUGGAAACUCGCAUAGCUCCAGUCAUUCGAUGACUUCAACACUCUUCAUCCCAGAUGCGUCUCCUACGAAUCAAGCCAGCCGAUCCAUGAAUCACAGUCCAAGUAGCAGUACGGGUCGCAAUGGAUCAACACAUAACCCCUGGAAUAAGAAAUAUAUUCUCACGCUAGACGGCGGAGGUGUGCGUGGUCUAUCCAGUCUACUUAUCAUUCAAAAUCUUAUGGCACUUUGUAAUUCUUUUGAGCAGAGUCAAGAUCAGUUGGUCAAGUCGAGUUUUCAUCCACUACCAUUCCAACAAGGUCAAGGAUCGAUUACCAACAGCAAAGAGUCAAGAAGUGCACACUUCUCGCCGGUACAUUAUUUUGACUAUAUUGGCACAAGUACUGGUGGAUUGAGUGCUAUUAUGCUCAGUCGACUACGAAUGAACAGUGAUGACUGCAUCCAAGAAUACGAGAAUCUAGGAGAAAAGAUAUUUGGUCAACCACGAAAGCUUUCAAUGCGUGGUCCAAUACCAUGGAAUCGGGAAAAAUACGACCAUCGCAAACUUGAGGAAUCUAUAAAAGAUGUUUUGAAAAGAAGAGACUGGAAAGAAGAUCAAAUUGCAGACUCUAUUUAUCCUUCAAACAAAGACCGCUGCCGGACAAUCGUUUUAGCGGUCCGAGAAAACAACUCGGCCAACGCGCCUUACCUUUUUCGAACAUACGAACAUGUUAAAUCAGAAUUCAACUAUUCUGAAGAGCUCAAUCCCGGCCCCCCGCUUCACAUCCCUAUAUGUCAAGUCACCCGAGCAACUACUGCAGCGCCGACAUAUUUCAAACCAUUUCAACUACUUAAUGAUCGCUUCGUAGAUGGAGGAUUUGGUUAUAAUAACCCCACUUCUAGAACGUUUGCAGAGGUCGAACAAGUACAUGGCAAAGGCGCUGUCGCCCUCACACUUAGCAUUGGUACUGGUCGACCUACAAAAGUCCAACCAAUAGCCGGGCAGAACAGUGGACUCAUAAGCCAUUACCGACAAAUGAUCAAAUAUACCGCGGCUACAACGACUGACUCUGAAAAACCCAUGAAUAUGUAG